Molecule: messenger RNA, 968 nt
Organism: Ostrinia furnacalis (Asian corn borer)
Lineage: Eukaryota; Metazoa; Arthropoda; Insecta; Lepidoptera; Crambidae
Exons: 2
Coding region: 312-854 (180 amino acids)
Source: RefSeq, a predicted model, not a curated record
CAAUAUACUUACAUAAAGGAGAAGGUUAAUAAAUUAAUAAUGUAACCAAGUAAACAUAGGGUAUAAGCAUUGUUUAGAUAUUUUUCACUUAUCAUCACUUUACAUAUUUAGAAAACUGCAGAUUGCUACUUUUUAACAUACGAACUUAACUAAUAAGGAAGGGAUCCACGUCACAAAUCUUUUAUUUAAAUAGCUCUAGUGUUGAGCGAAAAUCACACAGAUCGAUUGUUAUCCUACGGGAAGCCAGUCAUUUGAAGAUCCCUAGUGCCAGCCAGCCUCAGAAGAACCUAAAGGUUUUCUCAAUAAUAAAAAUGUCGAAAUUGUUGACGAAGGAUCUAUUCCUCUCCAGUGACGACUCUGAAGUUGAGUCAAAACCUGUGGAAAAGAAGUCUAAUAAGCGCAGAAGCUCAAGCAAACCGAGAGAAGAGCCGAAGGUGAAAAAAACGAAGACAUCCAUCACACCGUACACUCCACCACCUCGACUUACAGCGAACGAUCUAUUCGGUGAAGACAGCGAUGAGGAACAUCGGGUGAAACCGUCUACAUCCAGCAAAAGCGGUAAUAUACCACCUCUACUUUCUUCUUUUACAAGAAGAGAAUCAAGAGGGUUCUCUAAACAAAUAAGUGAGACAAAGGAGGGAAAGUAUUAUGUGGAAUUAAAGAUAUAUAACACGGAGGAGGUACAGAAAAUAGCGCCAAUUAAUAGAUGGCGAUACGCCAUCACAACUAUUAAAAUGAAACUUGAUGAACAUAAAGAUUCAUGGCAUACUUUAAAGGAGUUCGUAAAUCUAAUAAAAAAGGACUUUAGGAAUUGUCCAGUCUCAUUGCUUGGGUCAUACGAAAGUAUUAUUUAAUACGUUAUAAUAUUACCUACUUACACUAUUAUUAUAUACUCACCUAAAUAACUAUGCUAUUUACCUACUAUAAUGUAACCGAAUAAGUUAUGUAACAGAUAUUGUAAUCUUUGU